GUGUGGAUGUAGCGGUCUACGUACCCGGUGGAAUGAAAUGAGGGUUGUUCCUCUCACUUUUUCUCUCUUGUUUAGAUUAGAUCGAUUUCAGGGUUCAGUUUACUGUGCUUUCUUUCUUUCUUUCUUUCUUUUUUCCUUCUCCUAUAUGGAAUUGCGUUCACUCACUAUUCACUCUCUAAUGGUAAUCAACUGUACUAUACUAUAUUGUAAUGUAGGCAGGGAGUAAUAAUAAUAAUAGUAGUAGUAGUAGUAGUAGUAGUAGUAGUAGUAGUAGUAGUAGUCAUCUCUAUAUGAAUUUACACACAUGAAAGAUUUAUCUAGGUAUAUACAUAUACCCAGCCAGCACUAGCUAGG
Aspergillus heteromorphus CBS 117.55 is the source of this 354-nucleotide messenger RNA. RefSeq lists its product as uncharacterized. NCBI's taxonomy places the organism in Eukaryota, Fungi, Ascomycota, Eurotiomycetes, Eurotiales, Aspergillaceae. The record is from RefSeq and is a predicted model, not a curated record. The coding region runs from base 38 to 226 and encodes 62 amino acids. The transcript has a single exon.